AUGCCGAGGCGAGCUACACUUUACGAGGAACUCUCUGUUGGAACGAGGCUUGCGAUACGAACGCUCAUACCGCCUCCCCAGCAGCGUGAACCCCUGAGAUGGAACAACUUCCACCGUGCCUUCGUCUACUUCAUUCCAUUCCUGUUCAUGGCAUACCUCGUGCGCAGGGCUCACACGUAUCCCAUCCGUUUGCUGCUGCUGCCAACGUUGAUCACAAGCACGAUAUAUUCUACAUACCACUUUAGAGUGGACGAUCCGUCAUGCGUGAUGCUGGAUUGGCUCAGAUGCAUGAUGGCCUAUUACAUCAUCUCAAAGUCCCUGAACUUCGGUUUGACGCCAGGAGGUCGGUUCAAGAUUGGCGAGAAGCGAUUGCUAGACAUUAGCGAAACAGAACACCAGCCUCGCGGCGGAAAGCAAUCACUGCUUCCUACAUGGCUCGCCGAUGCCUUGGAAGUGACUUUUGUCGUUCGAGGGUUCGGUUGGGACUUUGGUAAGGGUGUACAUGCGCCCCCAGACUCCCGCUCAAUGGAGCGUCGGACCUUCCUCCAAGCAACCGCCUUGUCUUUCUUCAAGAACGUCUUCAUCACUGAUCUCAGCGAUUCGUUACUCAAACUUGUGCCAGGAGUAGGCUCAGUAAAGGGAGGCUCUAUAUUCAAGCCCGAACUCCCAACCUAUCCCCGCUACACCCUGUCUACAACCAUCCACAUCGCCGGAGGAACCAUGGUCGUCUGUGGCCUCGAGGCGUGUUAUGACCUUGCUACGCUCAUUGCAGUCGGUCUGUUGGGGCACUCUCCUCCUAACUGGCCACCACUAUUCGGCGGUCCUUGGCGUGCCACAUCGCUACGGGAGCUCUGGGGGGAGAGCUGGCACCAGCUUCUCCGACAUAUGUUCCUUAUUUACGGUGGUUAUCCGGGGUAUUGGUUGGGCGGGCGCGCUGGGAUGGUCUUCGGCGCGUUCCUAGCGUCUGGUGUGUUCCACGCGCUGGCGCUCAAUAUUCAUGAUCACCGCGUUAUAUUGUUCUUCGUUAUGCAAGCCGUUGGAAUCCUCGCAGAGGUUGCUUGGGUAAGAGUAACGGGCAGACGAGUGGGUGGUGUUGUAGGAUGGUUGUGGAAGUCGUUUUUUGUGCUCGUGCUGGGGCAGAUGUGCGUGGAUGCAUGGGCUAUUGGCGGAUUUGCUGGCGCGACACUCGUCCCUAAGCGACUGAGUAUUGUUAGACAGGCCCUGUUUCCUGUAAUGCGACUUGUAUUCCAGCAGCCUUGGCAAUAA
Messenger RNA from Postia placenta MAD-698-R-SB12, 1266 nucleotides. RefSeq lists its product as hypothetical. Bases 1 to 1266 code for a protein of 421 amino acids. The record is from RefSeq and is a predicted model, not a curated record. Gene Ontology annotation, biological process: lipid metabolic process. The transcript has 4 exons. NCBI's taxonomy places the organism in Eukaryota, Fungi, Basidiomycota, Agaricomycetes, Polyporales, Adustoporiaceae.